Messenger RNA from Mytilus californianus (California mussel), 7849 nucleotides. Its product is annotated as plasmanylethanolamine desaturase-like. The transcript has 5 exons. Bases 31 to 867 code for a protein of 278 amino acids. NCBI's taxonomy places the organism in Eukaryota, Metazoa, Mollusca, Bivalvia, Mytilida, Mytilidae. Gene Ontology annotation, molecular function: oxidoreductase activity. The record is from RefSeq and is a predicted model, not a curated record.
GUCAAAGGUAACGAUCAACAGAGCAACAACAUGGUCGUCAAAAAGGAAGACGAGAUUUUGAUGAAAUCUAUGUUAGAGGAUGACCCCAACUCCAAUGAAUCAGUUGCAACAGAAAAACCCAGAUGGGGACCUCAGCAUGCGGGCGCCAAGGAAUUGGCUAGUCAAUAUACAAUGGGGAAAAGAAUACAAGAGACCAUAUGCCUUUUUACUGCAAUAGGACUUAUUAUAUGGAAUUUCACACAACUCGUUAGAUAUUUCCAACCAGAAAAUUGGUACAUUGUUCUUGUGUCAGCUAUUUUAGGUAUAUUGACUGCAGAUUUCUUUAGUGGACUGGUGCACUGGGGAGCCGACACUUGGGGAUCAGUGGAAUUGCCUAUCUUGGGAAAGGGUUUUAUACGACCCUUCAGAGAACACCAUAUUGACCCGACCUCUAUAACUAGACAUGACUUUAUAGAGACCAAUGGUGAUAAUUUUGCCGUUAUAAUUCCAUUUUUAGCUCAAAUGGCAUACAAAUUUUGGACACUGACACCUGAACAGAUAGCAGCAACUUACAAUUGGGAGUGUUAUGUAUUUUUUAUUGCAGUAUUUGUUAGUUUGACUAAUCAGUUUCACAAAUGGUCUCAUACUUACUUUGGACUUCCAAAGUGGAUAACUCUGUUACAAGACUAUCAUAUUAUCUUACCCAAGAAGCAUCAUAGGAUCCACCAUGUCUCUCCUCACGAGACAUAUUUCUGUAUAACGACAGGAUGGCUUAAUUAUCCUCUAGAGAAAAUCAGGUUCUGGACUACACUAGAAAGCUUAAUAGAGAGCACAACAGGAAACAAGCCUAGAGCAGAUGAUUUCAAGUGGGCAUCCAAAACACAUUGAGGAAAAGAUAAGUUAGAAUGUAAUUGGAUAAAAGCACAGAAUGUUUAGAAGAAAAAUUUAAUGUUGAGAAAAUUUCCUGUACAAGAAGAAGUUUUUUGCACCGAUGAUCUAUCGGGAAUUGUGCAAACAUCUCUGUACUUCAAAAUUGAUGCGACAACAGGAAGUUUUCUUUACAGGGUGUGUGGGUUUAUAUCACAAACAUGGGGCAUUAUUACAACAUGUAACUUGAAGAUCAAAUUAAAGCAGAAUUGAUAUGAGUAGAAAAAAAAUUAUAAAGAGUUAAGGCAUUUAUUUCAAUUAGGGUUCAAAAACAUUGAAAAAGAAUACAAUUUUAUGUUUUUUCACCUUUUUCAUUACUUAAAACAAAGUUAUCAAGACUAAAACCAGUUUUUCUGAGAAGAGUAACUGAAUAUUUUGUUUAUAUUGUAACUAUAAGUCACAAGAUGUUAUAUCCAAGUUAAAAAUACAAAAAUCUUCAUGAUGCCUCUUCAGGGAUUGAUGAUUUAUUUUCGAAGACCUCUUUCCAUUUGAAGACAUACAUCAAGAUAUUAUAUACAAAAUAAUACACAUUAUGAAUGCUUGAUCAAAAUCAGAUUUUCACUCAUCUUCUUGCAUGAAUUUCUCCUGUUUCAAAUUUUUACUUCCAUCUUGUAAUACUUUAUAAGGAGUAAUUGACCAGAACAAAUGAGAAUGAUCAUAUACAAUGUAUGUUGUGUUGUGAAUCCUGCCAAUUGUUUAUUUAAUUGUUAUUUAGCUUUCUUGUUAUUAAAGAAGAAGUUUGAUAUUUUGUACAUCUUAUAGUUUUUAUGAUGGAUACAUGUAGGUCUACUAAAGUUAUCUAUGCUUUUAGUGUUAUGAAAGUUGAAUGUGAAACAUAAACGUUUUAUAUUUGGAAGAUGUAUUUUAUACUACUUACAUAUUAUACAAUUUUGAUGUAUUUAUUUGCAGUAGAGUUUUCAAGUUGUAACUGAGGAUAUAUAUGUGCAAAAAACUAAUUUAUUAUUUUGUACAAAGGUUUGCACCUGUUGAUAACUAUUCACAAUUAUCGCUUUUUUUUCUAAAAUGGGAUUCUUUUAGUAUUUAUUGUUUUAAAUGUGAUAUCAGGUCUUGGUUGAAACUUUGAUAUGUACUUUUUAUAAUCAGUUUGACCUAGUAACAUAACCUAAUAAAAACUGGUUUGACCUUGGACUUCAGUGUAGAUAUGGGAAAAUAAAAUACUCACUCUAUAAAUGAAUGAUACAAAGUUUACUUGUAAUUAUCUGCUGUGUUCAUGUACUUUAAAAUUAUAAAGAAAUUUAUUAUUUUACUCAUGAGGUUUAAAAAACAAAACUUUUAAAAAGUGAUAUUAAAAAAAUAUGUGAUAUAUGACCUGUUUAAAAAUGAAAGGAAAGUAAGAAAGGAUUUUUUUUUUCAUUAAGACAUUCUCAAUUGUUGAGGGUUAUUGUAAGGCUGUCAUCCGGUUAAACAUAGAUCUGAGAUAAUUCAUACCGAUGUGUAAACUUCGGUUUUCAAAUUCAUUUAUUUGUUCAUGUGCAUGAAAACUCUAGUAUGUCUGUUGAAAUCACACAUUUAAAUGAAGGACAAAGAUUGUAUUAAAUAAGGCCAUUUAUCAUUUGUAAUUUUUUAAUUUGAGCAGAUUGAAAAAUUUGGCAGUUAAUCUCACGUUUUUGGAUAAAUACUGCAAAAACAUAAAUUAUUUCCAGAUUCAAGAAUUCAUAAAAUUUCUUUAAAUGACAAAUUUUAAGCAAAAUUUUAAAGAGCAGACAGGAUGAAACUGAAAAAUAAAUUUUACCUGACCCUUAUGGAUCAUUGCACCUUUAUGUUUUGUAAGAUUAUGUUAUAUUAUAUGUUCAUGUAAAAGUAUAUAAAUGCAUAUUAAUUUAUUGUAUUAUUACCAAAUCAAUUGCAGAUGUUGUUUUAAAGAAUAUAAAACUUGCAUCAAUAUUAAGCCAACUGCUUGUUUCAUUAUUUGUUUUAGGGAAACCUUUUUCUUUUCUUUUUUCUUCCUAAUAUCCAAAGAAGUUAGAUUAAAUUGAUUCUGUCUCAAAGAUUUGUGUUUUCAUGGAUAUGUUAUUUGAAUUUUUGUUGGACCAAUUUUAUGUUUGACAUGUCUAUCUAUAUACGAAGUUUCUUUACACAUAGCACUUUAUUUUAUUAAAUAGAUCAAUUCACAAUGCCACUGGAAAUUGGCUUAGCUUUAUAAUUGUGCACAAUUUUUGCAUGAUGACUAUUAUUUUUGAAAAAAGUCAGUUCUUCAACUUAAUCCUAAUACUGUAAAGUCAGAAAUUAUUAUGAUGAUUUUAUUAUUGCGAAAAAAUUCCGAGGGGAUUUGUAUCUGACACCCAAAAUAAAAAGUUGCAUUAUAAAUUUUGAUACAUUAUUUGUAUGCAGCAUAUCCUGAAAUUACAAUAAUGAUAGCAUUAUUUGUAUGCAGCAUAUCCUGAAAUUACAAUAAUGAUAGCAUUACUUGUAUGCAGCAUAUCCUGAAAUUACAAUAAUGAUAGCAUUAUUUGUAUGCAGCAUAUCCUGAAAUUACAAUAAUGAUAGCAUUAUUUGUAUGCAGCAUUUUGUAUGCAGCAUAUCCUGAAAUUACAAUAAUGAUAGCAUUAUUUGUAUGCAGCAUAUCCUGAAAUUACAAUAAUGAUAGCAUUACUUGUAUGCAGCAUAUCCUGAAAUUACAAUAAUGAAAGCAUUACUUGUGUGCAGCAUAUCCUGAAAUUACAAUAAUGAUAGCAUUACUUGUAUGCAGCAUAUCCUGAAAUUACAAUAAUGAUAGCAUUAUUUGUAUGCAGCAUAUCCUGAAAUCACAAUAAUUAAUCUCACAUUUAUGUCUAUGGUUCAACAAUCACAAUAAUUUCUGAAUUUGUAGUAUUCUGUUUGUAACAUGUGCUUUUUGGAUUGCAGGGGUUGAAAAUAGAAUAAUUUUUUGGGUAAAGAUUGCAUGAAAUGCAAUUAAAACCCUAUGGUAAUGACUUGAUAUCUAAAUCUUCCAAGGUUUAUCACUACCUUUCAUUGUUCAAACAAAAUAGUGCAGUGAAGUGAUCAUUCUUCAGAAACUAUCCAGUCAAUGUCAAACAAUUUAUUAAUGAUGAUAUGUUAUACUUAGAUAUUUAAGUUACAAUAUGAUGUGUAUUUGAAUUACCAUACAUCAGGAUUUUUUUUAUUAAAAUUUACAUAAGUAAUGCAUGGUGUAUGAAUCUUGUGAUAAAAAUAGGCUCAACCAGAAAUGUACAAUCAUGAACAAAGGAAGAUAACUCAAACUCAAAUUUAUAAUUUGCUUAUCUAUUUAAAUAUAAUUCAAUGUUUUAUUUUAAAAUCAUGAAAUUGCAAAAUGAAAGCAAUCUUUACCCUUCAGUGCUCACAAGCUCUUUAAUUAAUCAAGUCAUAGAUUUUCUUAAUGCAAUUUUAGAUCAGUCCUUUUUUUAUACGACCGCAAAAAAAUUUUUGUGGUCGUAUAUUGGUAUGACGUUGGCGUCGUCGUCGUCGUCCGAAGACACAUUAGUUUUCGCACUCUGACUUUAGUUUAAGUGAAUGGAUCUCAAUGAAAUUUUACCAUAAUGUUCAAUACCACAAAAGGAAGGUGGGGAUUGAUUUUGGGGGUUAUGGUACCAACAGUUAGGGAAUAAGGGGCCAAAAUAAAGCAUUUUUACAACUUUCAGACAUAACUUGUAUGUUAGUGUAUGGAUCUCUCUGACAUUGUACCACAAGGUUCCAUAUCACACAGGGAAUGCUGGGAUUGAUUUUGGGGGUAAUUGCCUCAAAAUUUUAGGAAUUAGGGGCCAAAAAGGGGCAAAAAACAAGCAUUUUUCUAGUUUCAUGACAAUAACUUGUGUGUAAGUGUAUGGAUCUCUCUGACAUUGUGUCACAAGGUUCCAUAUCAUAAAGGGAAUGCUGGGAUUGAUUUUGGGGGUAAUUGCCUCCAAAUUUUAGGAAUUAGGGGCCAAAAAGGGCAAAAAACAAGCAUUUAUCUAGUUUCAUGACAAUAACUUGUGUUCAAGUGUAUGGAUCCCUCUGAAAUUGUACUGCAAGGUACCAUACCACAAAGGAAAGGCUGGGAUUGAUUUUGGGGGUAAUUCCCUCAAAAUUUUAGUAAUUAGGGGCCAUAAAAGGGCAAAAAAACAAGCCUUUUUCUAGUUUCAGGACAAUAACUUGUGUGUAAGUGUAUGGAUCUUUAUGAAAUUGUACUGCAAGGUUCCAUAUCACAAAGGGAAAGCUGGGUUUGAGUUUGGGGGUAUUGCCCUAAACGUUUAGGAAUUUGGGGCCAAAAAGAGGUAAAAAAACAAGCAUUUUUGUAGUUUCCAGACAAUAACUUGUGUUCAAGUGUAUGGAUCUCUCUGAAAUUGUACUGAAAGGUACCAUACCACAAAGGGAAAGCUGGGAUUGAGUUUGGGGGUGAUGAAUCAUAAGGGGGUUCAAAAAAUUUGGGGGGGGGAUUUUUUUUUCCUUUUUUUUCUUUUAAAUUUUCCAUUUUAAAAUGGUUAUUUCUGAUUUAUAUAUAAAAGCAAAUAAUAAUGAUAUGGUUUGAAUAGGUAAAUUAAAAAUUUUUAAGUUCUUAGACCACUUUCAUUCUGUGUCAGAAACCUAUGCUGUGUCAAAUAUUUAAUUACAAUCCAAAUUCAGUGCUGUAUCAAGCUUGAAUGUUGUGUCCAUACUUGCCCCAACUGUUCAGGGUUCGACCUCUGCGGUCGUAUCAAGCUGCGCCCGAGCGGAGCAUUUUAUUAACCUCUUCAGUAGUUUGUCCAAAAGGUUAAAAGUAUUUCAAAUCACUAUUGUUAAGAUUGAGUGUUUACAUUAACAUUUGCCAUCAAUAUUGUACUUGAUGUAUGCUUCUUUUCAUUUUUAGCCUAGAAUACCUUUCUCUGUCCAAUGUCUUGUAAAGUGCCUAAAUUAUUUUUAUAGCAGGUAUAAAUGUUUAGUAACAAUAAAAAAAAAGGAUGUUUGAUUUAUAUUUGUUUAAGUGCUACAUAUUGUAUUAAAGAUUACGUGCUACAUAUUGUAAGAUAUUGUAUGUAUACAAUCAACAUGUAUAACCAUCACAGAGGAAACUACAUUUGUUUGCUAAACAAUUAAAGUAGAUCUCAACACUUUUAUUUUUGUUCAUCCUGAACAUUCAUGAAAUAUUUGCCACCGUACGAUAAGCAACCAACAUUAGUUUGGGUUUUAGUGAGUAAAAUCUUCAAGACUAAAUCAUUUCUUUGAAAGUGUUUUUUACUUCUAGACAAUAAUUUGUAGAAAAUUCCAUUCUUCAUGGGUAGUUACAUCUGUUUGCAAAAAUGCAGUACAAUGCACUUUAUUAACCAGUAUACAUAUGAUAGAAUUUGUCAACUACCUGUGUUAUAAACAAGAUUUUUAAUGGACAUAUUUUAUAGGUAAUUGCACAAAAACUAAGGUUUCAACUCCUUUAGAAACAGUUAAACUUAAAAGAUUUUGGUGGUUCUGUUUUUACUCUUUUCAAUGGACAGUCAUCCAUCAUCAUCAUCGUCAUCAUCUUUUCAAUGGCUCAAACAUUUUAUGUAUUUUCUUCCAAUUCUUUUGGUCUCACUUGAAAAUGAUUUUUCUGCACCACUUGAAUUCCAUGCCCAUCUUUUACAUGACCAGUAUUUAUGUAUGAUGUAUUUUAAUAUAUAUUUACUUUUAUCAUUACUUUAGUAUUCAUAUUCUAGUUUUAUACAUUUUUAACCAAUAAGGCACUUUCCUCCAUGCAAAGGCUUGUUCUUGAUUGAACUAAUGAAUAAUCUUAUCAGGGGAAAUAACUGUGUUGUUGUUAUGGGAUACAGCAAAUCGUGACAUUAACUAAAUAACUGUCACAUAUAUUUUAGUUAAUUACUGUGGAUUCAUUAUUAUGCCCCCGCUGUAGCGGAGGGGGCAUUAAGUUUUACCCUUGUACGUCUGUAUGUCUGUACAUCCUAAAAUUGGUUUCCGUUCUCUAACUUUAGUUUGCCUCAACCAAAUGUUAUGAAACUUAUACACAAUGCUUAUUACCACAAAACUCAGAUCAAGUAUGAAGUUGGGUAGCGUCACUUUUACCGUUCUUAAGUUAUGUUCCUGUAUAACGUUAUAUGCAAGCCGAGGCAUCAUCUGUGUCCCAUGGACACAUUCCCCAUUUUUUUUUUGUGGAAUACCAGUUUUUGUGGUUAUAGAUAAACCUUGAAUUUAAAUGUUCAAUGAGUUACAUAUUUUCUGAAGGCUUGUUUGCAGACCUUAGCAAAACCAUUAAAUCUGAUGUCAAUCGAAAAUACAACUAUAGGAUUUGGCAAACACUUCAAGAACCAAUAAUGUUUUGAUAACAAAAUAUAUAUGGCAAAACUAUACAGUUUAAUCUAAAGAAAAUGUUGUUGUGUAAAAUGCUACUAUUAUACUCUCCCCUCUAUCAUUAAUUUUAGGAAAAUUUUCUAAAUAUUUAAAUAUCCAUCUGAGAAAUUAUUUGCUGUAUUUUUUAUCACAUCAUUAUCUCCCUUGCGUAGUUGCAUUUAAAUACUUUUUUCAUCAUUUUUUUAAGUUAUUAUUUUUAUUGCAUAUCAUUGUGAUUAAAAAAUUCCGCACUACACAGUAACAUUAUUUCAAUUGCUGUUUUUUUUUACUUUGUGUAAAUUGACCUCAAAUGUUUGUAUAAUGAAUAUUCAACAGAUGUAGAAUUGAUAUUUAUUCUUACAAAGGUUCAAUUAAUUAAUCCAAUAUAUCAAUGAUUUAACCAGUUUAAGAUAAAGCAAUCAUACUUUCCUACUUGCAUUAUGUUGUGCCUUUAGAAUUAUCUUAGUUUUUGUACACUCAAGGUAAUUUUUGAGAAAACUGAUAGCAUUCAUUGAAAUAAGCAUUAAAAAGUAUUUAAAAAAAUCAGAACAUUUUUUUUUUGUGUAUUGUUCGAAAAUAUGAAUGUCAAUAAUAUAAACAUGUUCAUAUAGUAUUCUUUAGUUGCUCAUAAAUCUGUCCUGUAUGAUUUCUGUAAAAUUUUCAUCCUUUGUGCCUAAUAAAAUAGUACUAA